UUUCAACCUAGUAGUGUAUCAUUUUUUAUCGUCACUUUUCAAUUUUCAAAUCCAAACACAAGAAUUCAACAUUUCACUUUGCUUUGGUAUUCCUCAUUCGUUUGACAUAUAAUGGAGAACCCAGAAGGCAACGGCAUGUACAGCCAGAUUAUCGACACGAUCGACCAGAUGUACGCCCAAACCGACGAGCUGAGCGCUGAUAGGAUGGAGAUGCUCGAGCAAUCUCUGCAGACGCUGGCCAACGGAGUGAACGAAAACAACCAGGUGGUACAGUCGGUGCUUGGCGCCGUCAAGCAACUUGCCGACUCGAUCCACGGUCAAGGCCAGCUGCUCUCAAAGCUGCAUUAUCGGCAGGAAGAGACCAGCAAAGAAUUUGGCGCAAUGGCCAGCAAGUUUAAGGCCCUGGAGACGUAUAUUGUAUCUCAGACAAAACUUAUCAUGCAACAGCAGCUCAGAGCAGCAGCAGAGGCAGUAACAUCUUCGCGCCCACAGACACCCGCCCCAAACACUGCCGGCAAUGCUGCUGCUUCGUCGCCAGCAUCGACGGCGAGUGCCCAGAUUGCAGAUAGACAGGCAUCAGCUACCCCGGUUGCCAACAUUUUGAAUUUCAGCGCGGCCGGUGGCUCUUUGCAAGUACCUGGCUCGAUGGUCUUGCAAAACCACACGCAUCCUUCGACUGCCAUGUCAUACGGUGCAUUUGCGCCAUCCACUGCGACAUCAUUGCCUAUGAUUAGCCCCCCUGCGUCCACUGCUGCCGCCGCUAAUCAACAGAGUUUUUUGCUCGCCCAGCAGAUGAGCAUUCAGCGUAACCAGGAGAUCGCACAGGUUUACAGUGAUAACCAGUAUUUGCAAAAUCUAUCUCCGACCGAGCAGUCCAAGUUGGUGCUGUUCAUUCUGAAGCAAAAGCAACAGCAGCAGCAGCAACAGUUUCAAUUUCAGCAGCAACAGCAAUCGAUUCAACAACAUCGGCAACAGCCUAUUCCAUUUCAACCACCCGGCGCAUCCGCAAUGCAAGCCCAGCAAAGCCUGCUAGUGAUGCAGCAGCAGCUUCAACAGCGCGAGCGGCAACGUGAGCAGCAGCGCCAGCUUCACCUUCAGGAGCAACAACGGAGACAGAAGGUUGCAGAUGAGCUCGAGCAGAAGAGGCAACAACUUUUGGAGCAGAAGAGACAACAACUCUUGGAGCAGCAGAGAAGUAUCAAGCAGAAGAAGCAGGAACUAGAUAUUCAGGCGGCGCAGACAGUCCCGGCGGCCCUGAUUCGGGUGAAGACUGAAUCAACUCCAUCUCCAUUUCCAAUUCCGGCCCCCGCUACAGCUCCAGUUACUGCCCCGAUUCGGGUAAAUAUUGAACCAGCUCCGGUUCCGACUCCAGUCACUGCCCUGCUACUGUCGCCAUUGCAGGGAAAGAAGCCCGUCGAAAAGAAGCCCGAGGUCCAGUCCACCACCGUUUCCAAGCCAACACCCCCGCCGAUGUCGAAUAUGAUGCCGGUGUCGCUCAUCAAGCAAACCGUGGUUGCCGCGCCUCCACAGGCACAAGUACCGAUCUUGCUCACUUGCCCUUCUGCCAAGUCACAAUCGCCGCUGCCAACGCUAGCGCCAAAGAUGUUCACACUGAAUACAAGCUCGUCGUCAUUGAACGCCCAGAUCCCGCAGGUCGUGUCGGCGCCAAAGACGCAGAUUCCUCAAGUGGUUUCGUCAUACAAAGCACCGGUCAAGGCUCCUGCCACCACGUCAGCCACUGCUCCGGCAAAGACCAAAGCAAACCGGCCGCCAGCUGUCCCCCCGAUGCCCCCUAUAGGUGCAAUGGCCAGCAAGGCAAAGGUUGCUAGUGCCAGUGUGUCAUCCGCAAGGUCGACGGUGAGCUCCGAGUCUGGAGGAAUAUCGAUUAAAAGUGGAAUUCCAUCACCAGUGGCAUCGUCGAAAUCGACGGCUUCGACAACAGAAUCGAGCUUGAUCGCUGACAAGCCUCUCGAGCCGGCGCAUGCCUCCUCAUCCAAGGUGAAAGCUACAUGCAGCCGGGUGGAUUCGAGGUCAAGGUCCAGAUCCAAGUACUCAUCUUCGCGUCUAAACCUGUCCCGCUGUUCGGCACACUCCCGCCAUCACGAUCACUCUCCAUCUUAUUCGCGCUCACACUCGCGGUCACGCUCUUACUCGCGUUCCCAGGCUCAGCGUUGCAACAGGUCGCGCUCGCGCUCGAUGUCACGUUUGCGGUCCACAUCACGGCGCUGUGAUGUGGACAACAGGCUGGGCCAACUCGAAGUGACAAUCAAAGGCGCGACCAAACAUGCGCGCGAAGACGACUCGUCAAGCGGGCGCAACACCAAGCGGCAGCAUAGAAGCCCACGCAUUAGUGGCGUUGCGUUCUUUGGCAAUAGCAACAGCGCAUCGGACGAUGACGACGAUGACGAGCUCAUUAAAAGAUAUAGCGACCCUGACGAUGUCGAGUUUGGUAUUGUUGGCGCGUCAGGGUUAAGCAGGCGUGGCAGCCCAUCGGGUAGCAGCGCUACCAACAUCACUUCGCGGCUGGGGCACACUGCUGCUGAAGACAACACCAGUAAUAUGUAUGGCCGCGUAUCAUGGAAAAAUGGUAGCAGCAGCAACAGCAGCAGCAGCAACAACGGACGCUUUGCUGGCUCUGGCUCGGGGUACAAUGGCGGCCACGCAUGGAACACCCAGGAAGAUGUAAUCGGAAAACUGGAGGACGCAGACGGUAAUAUUAUUACCAGUGAGAGAGUUUCGCAGAUGAUGGGUCCAUUCUACUAUCUCGCAAUGCCUGCGAUCCCGCCGGUAUACCAAAUGUUCUUUGGGUGCAUGCCGAUGCGCCCAGAAGUGUCUCAAAAGGUCAUCAAUAAUGCGAUUACUAAACUGGUUGGCUUCAAGUAUUUUAGGGCGGCCCUGGCACCCGCCGCCAAAUACUCAGGAUUUGUGCCGAGCUAUGUGGUGCGUUGUGACAGCGAUUCUAACAAAAAAGUGCGCCGGAUGAAAGAGCGGGUUUUCGGCGGGAAUAUUGUCAUUGGGCCUCUGCUGUUCUACAGUCUGGUCAUGAUGUCGUGUGGCCAGAUGCAAAACAAUAUGGCGUCAUCCAUGAACACGCUGCUGAGGAACAUGACCGGACUUGAAUUUGAUCAGUUGAGAAUCGUUACUAAGGACGGAAUCAGCCAGCAUUCGACGUACACCGUGUGGUCCAUGACCAUAGACUGGGUCAAGGACCUGUGCAAGUACCUGGUCGAAGAUCGCCGCGCCCAGGACUCUAUCACUGCUGCGAGCAAGUGCCACAGCGAGUACAUGCGCCAGUGCCGAAACAGCAGCCAUGACAAUAGUGGUGGGCUGGACAGGGACGGCAACAUGGCCUUUAGAAUGCUGUCCACCAACGCUGAGAACAGCCGACUGUUUUUGGGCGUCAGGCCGAGCGAUCUGCGCGAGCUGUACAAGUACCUGGUGUAUAUAGUGGGCAAGCUUUCGACUCCACAUACCAUUAAGUAUUUGAAGCAGGUGUCUGAGAGCUUUAUUCAAAACGAGGAAUAGCGUCUUUUUUUGCUCUCGAACGAACGAAAAAAGCUAGAAAAUGAAUAAUAAAUAUGAAGCAGUGGCAGUGAGAUUGUAGUACAACUAUCACUCUUGAGCAGCACCCCUGUGGCGGUAAAUGUAGAACUGGUACAGUAUGCCCAACUCCAGCCAAAUGGUCGACGAUGCACCGAGCAGCCACGCCGCGUACUUUUCCAGAUACUCGCGCG
Molecule: messenger RNA, 3734 nt
Organism: Kickxella alabastrina
Lineage: Eukaryota; Fungi; Kickxellomycota; Kickxellomycetes; Kickxellales; Kickxellaceae
Exons: 2
Coding region: 112-3525 (1137 amino acids)
Source: RefSeq, a predicted model, not a curated record